Cyprinus carpio (common carp) is the source of this 5531-nucleotide messenger RNA. RefSeq names its product microtubule associated serine/threonine kinase 1a (gene mast1a). Gene Ontology annotation, biological process: intracellular signal transduction; peptidyl-serine phosphorylation. The record is from RefSeq and is a predicted model, not a curated record. Gene Ontology annotation, molecular function: ATP binding; protein binding; protein serine/threonine kinase activity. NCBI's taxonomy places the organism in Eukaryota, Metazoa, Chordata, Actinopteri, Cypriniformes, Cyprinidae.
UGGCACAUUACCCUUGAGAGCCACCCCCCCCUCUGUAUCUCAGUCACUCAGCCACACGCACUCAGAUGAACCCAGAGCAUGUGUGAGGAAGGAUGCUGCUUUCUGUGAAUGUUGUUUAAGUGUGUGUUGACACACUCAGCUGCCGCUGUCACUCUCAUCGCCGUGUGUGUGUCUGCCAACCGGCCGUCCUGGAUAGCAACAUGUUCCGCCGAACCAAGAGUUGUCGCACCAGUAACCGCAAGAGCCUGAUCUUGACCAGUACGUCUCCCACUCUUCCCCGGCCUCACUCUCCUUUACCAGGACACAUUGGAAGCAGUCCGCUGGACAGUCCUAGGACGUUCUCCCCCAGCGCACCGGCCCAUUUCUCUUUCGCGUCAUCCAGAAGGGCUGACGGCAGACGCUGGUCUCUGGCCUCUCUUCCCUCCUCUGGAUAUGGGACAAACACACCCAGCUCAACGUCUUCCAGCUCGUCUCAGGAGCGGCUGCAUCAGUUGCCGUUUCAGCCCACGCUGGACGAGCUGCACUUCCUGUCCAAACACUUUGGCAGCACUGAGAGCAUCACUGAUGACGACGGCCGGAGAUCACCGCAUGUGCGGCCGCGCUCGCGGAGUCUGAGUCCGGGGCGAUCACCUUCCUGUUACGAUAAUGAGAUUGUUAUGAUGAACCAUGUUUAUAAGGAGCGGUUCCCUAAGGCCACGGCUCAGAUGGAGGAGCGCUUGGCUGAGUUCAUCGAGUCGUACUCACCUGAGAACGCGCUGCCGCUGGCUGACGGGGUCCUCAGCUUCAUCCACCACCAGAUCGCCGAGCUGUCCCGAGACUGCCUGACCAAAUCUCGUGAAGGCCUCAUCUCCACCGUCUACUUCUACGAGCUGCAGGAAAACCUUGAGAAGCUGCUACAUGAAGCCUAUGAGCGGUCAGAGAGCUCGGAGCUGACCUUCAUCACAGAGCUGGUGAAGAAACUCUUCAUCAUCAUCUCCCGCCCUGCCCGACUGCUUGAGUGUCUGGAGUUUAACCCUGAAGAGUUCUACCACCUACUGGAGGCAGCAGAAGACCAUGCUAAAGAGGGCCAGCUAAUGAAAGCAGACAUCCCGCGAUACAUCAUCAGCCAGCUCGGCCUGACCAGAGACCCUCUGGAAGAAAUGGUGAAUUUGGAGAGUUAUGACAGUGAGGGACCCCACACUCCGGAGACGGACGACUCUGCAGAAGGGAAGCUCAAAGCCAUCAAACCGCCCUGUGAAUCAGACUUCCAGACUAUCAAACUCAUCAGCAACGGAGCGUAUGGAGCUGUGUAUUUAGUCAGACACCGAGAGACACGGCAGCGCUUUGCUAUGAAGAAGAUCAACAAACAAAACCUGCUCCUGAGGAACCAGAUCCAGCAGGCGUUCGUGGAGCGGGACAUCCUGACCUUCGCUGAGAACCCCUUCGUGGUCAGCAUGUUCUGCUCUUUUGAGACGCGCCGUCACCUGUGUAUGGUCAUGGAGUAUGUGGAGGGUGGUGACUGUGCAACCCUGCUUAAAAAUAUCGGAGCCCUUCCUGUGGAAAUGGCCCGGAUGUACUUUGCUGAAACCGUUUUAGCGCUGGAGUACAUUCAUAAUUAUGGCAUCGUACACCGAGACCUGAAACCAGACAAUCUGUUGAUCACGUCGAUGGGCCACAUUAAGCUGACGGAUUUUGGCUUGUCAAAGAUGGGACUCAUGAAUCUCACCACUAACCUGUACGAGGGACACAUCGAGAAGGACACCAGGGAGUUCCUGGACAAACAGGUGUGUGGCACACCGGAGUAUAUCGCCCCGGAGGUCAUUCUCAGGCAGGGCUAUGGGAAACCAGUGGACUGGUGGGCCAUGGGUAUCAUCCUCUACGAAUUCCUAGUGGGCUGCGUGCCGUUCUUCGGAGACACGACUGAAGAGCUCUUUGGUCAGGUGAUCACAGAUGAUAUUGAUUGGCCUGUGGGAGACGAGGCGCUGCCUAGUGAAGCUCAGAGCCUGAUUUCCGCCCUGCUGCAGACCAACCCACUAGUGCGUCUGGGCACAGGUGGAGCGUUUGAAGUGAAGCAGCACUCAUUUUUCUUGGGAUUGGACUGGAAUGGUUUACUCCGACAGAAGGCCGAGUUUAUCCCUCAUCUAGAGUCUGAGGAGGACACCAGCUAUUUUGACACGCGGUCAGAGCGUUAUCGGCACAUCAACUCCUAUGACGAGGAUGACACUAACGACGAUGAGCCAGUAGAGAUAAGACAGUUCUCCUCCUGCUCGCCGCGCUUCAGCAAGGUAUAUAGCAGCAUGGAGCACUUGUCCUGUCUUUAGGGUGUGUAGCAUGUUGUAGCACCUGUCCCAACGGAGGGUAGGAGCGAUUGUAGUAUGGCCAAGAGGGAGAGUCUGGGAAGCUUCACUAUGAGGGACAAGAGCUGGAGGACAGGCUCACCUGAGAUGAAGCGUCUUUCAUACUCUGAGUCUCUGUAUAUGGAGGGAGACUGCAGUCCUCCGAUGGGCGCCCGGCGCCGUUUUUCAGCCCUGAUGGACACGCACCGGUUUGCCGCUCCUCAAGAGGGCGAUGGAGAGCUCUCUGAAAAACAGGGUGGAUUUAAAGCCCCGGGAUCAUCAUUAGAGGGAGCCAUUGCUCCACCAUCGCCCAGUGCUAAUGAACAGAGGAAUGGUGCGAAGGAAGUGAUGUCAGCUAGUAAAGGCCCAGACAAGCCACUGAGACCAGGUGAGAUAUCAGCACCACAGGCCAUACCAUCUACAGGAGCUAUAGCAUUGGUCGGUAGGGACGUGGUUGCCAUGGGUGACACCGUCGGACAGCGAGCGACCAAAGAUCUGGUGCUUCGGCAAGCACGUCACCAGCAGCUGUCAAGUGAUGGGGAGAAACGAACCUCACGUCCCGGCAACAAGGUCAUCAAAUCUGCAUCUGCCACUGCUUUGUCUGUCAUCAUACCCGGAGUCGAGCAGCAUGGUAGCUCUCCACUGGCCAGUCCAAUGUCCCCACGCUCUCUCUCGUCCAACCCCUCAUCACGAGACUCCUCUCCCAGCCGUGAUUACUGCCCUGCAGUAUCAGUUCUUCGUUCACCAAUUACCAUCCACCGCUCUGGCAAAAAGUAUGGGUUCACUCUCCGUGCCAUUCGGGUCUACAUGGGAGACACAGACGUGUACAGUGUGCACCACAUAGUCUGGCAUGUGGAGGACGGAGGCCCCGCUCAGGAGGCGGGACUAUAUGCUGGUGAUCUCAUCACUCAUGUCAAUGGUGAAUCUGUGCAUGGAUUGGUCCAUACCGAGGUGGUAGAGCUUAUACUUAAGAGUGGGAACAAGGUGACUGUGACCACAACACCUUUUGAAAACACGUCCAUUAAAGUGGGACCAGCACGCAAGUCCAGUUAUAAGUCUAAGAUGGCUAGAUGCAGUAAGAGGACAGUCAAAGAGGGACAGGAAAGUAAGAGGCAUGGGUCUUUGUUCCGCAAAAUAACUAAGCAAUCUAACCUGCUGCACACAAGCCGUAGCCUGUCAUCGCUGAACCGGUCCCUAUCAUCCAGCGAUAGUCUUCCUGGCUCUCCAACACACAGCCUGUCCAGUCACUCCCCUACCCAGAGCUAUCGCUCAACUCCUGAGUCAUCCCACCUUGGUGCCUCCUCCCAGAGCAGUUCUCCUGCUUCCAGUACCCCAAAUUCCCCCGCAACAACCCAGCAUAUGAGACCCAGCUCCCUGCAUGGACUUUCCCCCAAACUUCACCGCCAAUACCGUUCAGCCCGCUGCAAGUCAGCGGGAAACAUUCCUUUGUCUCCAUUGGCUCAUACACCAUCCCCAACUCAGUCCUCACCACCUCCUUUGCCUGGGCACACAGUUGGGAGCUCCAACACAACCCAAACCUUUCCUGCAAAACUUCACUCGUCCCCACCAAUCAUAAGGCCUAGACCCAAGAGUGCUGAGCCACCCAGAUCACCGCUACUCAAAAGAGUGCAGUCAGCAGAGAAACUCGGGUCACCGCUUUCAUCUUCAUCCGAGAAGAAAGGUGGGAUCGGGGUGAUGAGGAAGCACAGUUUGGAGGUUGGACAUUCAGAUUAUCGUAAGGAUGGUUUUCACUGUGAGCUUGGCCUCCAGAGCUUGGUGGAAAUUGAGGGUGAGAAUCUGGCAUCUGCCCCAACAACUUCUCCUUCACCCACUCAACCGACAGCGUCACCACCUGAAAAGGGCGUUCUGAAGCCAGUCCGGAAACUGGGCAGGCAGGAGUCACCUUUGAGUAGAGAUGCUUUGCUUGCUGGGAGAGAAAGGGAUCGAGACAAGGAGAGGAUUGGUGAACCAAGUCAUGCUAGUGAGGCUAAACCAGGGGCGGUCAAAGAGAUGCUCCCUUCUGGUGGUAUUAUUCUACCUGGAAGUAUGAAAUCUUCAAGUGUUGAAGCAUCUCAGCGGCCUCCUUCCACUCUACAGGAAAGUUGCCUAGCCAAGCCUCAGACUUGGCAGCCUCCAUUGACCAAGUCUUCUCCGGUAGCAUCAGAGUCCAAACCUAGUGUAGUUGCCUCUAUUCCGAUGCUCCCGACCACAAUGUCUUCCCCAUCUGCCAAAACAACAGAUCAAAGUUUCAUAAAGGAAAUGGGAAAUGAUGACCAAGGAAUUCUUACAAAAGUUGCCCAAAGCCAGGCACUAGGAACCACUAAGCCUUCAUGUUCUGUGAGUGUAUCAGGUGUUAUCAGCAAAGACUUGUCGGAGAAGGAAGGGGGAAAGGAUACUGGGAAGAAAGAGGUAAAACCAGAUUUUGGGAAGACUCCAGCUUCAAUCAAACCAAGUAUGCCAUGCAGUGCUCCUGGGAAGACAACAAGCACAGAGGUAACCAAAGCGAGUAAGGGACCAGGUGACGGAGAGGGUCUCAAAAAGAGCAUCUUAGAUUCCCAUACCAGAACUUUAGAUGUCAGAGCGAGGACUGCUCCAUCCAAAGGGUUUAUCCCAUCUCACCCACCCCAGGCGCAGUGCUCUGCUUUGGGAAAACUUAGGCAGGACAAGGGGUUAGCUCCGGUCAGCUGCUACCGGGGAACACUGGAUUGGGAGGACAAAUGUCUCUUGGAAGUUGUUGAGGAACACUCUCCAUCUCCCACUCCUUCUCCAACUGGAGUUCCUCCUGAUCUGCCCAAAACUCAACUUCAGUCUCCGGAUGAGAAAUCUGGUUCGGCUACACAGUUAACAAGCACAGGGAAAUCUAUAGGGCCUGUUAAAGGUGGAACUCAGGAGGGGCCCAAGGCCAAAGAUACCACCGAAUCACUGGGGGUCACCAAGGUUUGUGCACCAGGAAUACCUGAACCUGCUUCUGGGAGUAGACCAAGCUCCAAAGGAGACAGUCAGAGUCCUACUAGCACCUCUCCACAGGUGAAGACUGUCAUUACUUCUAAGAAUGGCUCUUGAUCUUGUGCUAGUUGGAAUAAUAAUUGCAUUUUUUUGUGGGUUUAGUGGAAUUCAAUGUUUUUGAGCACUUAGAUGUUUAGGGACAUUCCAGCCAGUGAAAAAAAAGGCCUAAUCAUAUUACGCUGAACAAAGGACAACAACUCCAAGGUUUUU